Molecule: messenger RNA, 3066 nt
Organism: Caenorhabditis remanei
Lineage: Eukaryota; Metazoa; Nematoda; Chromadorea; Rhabditida; Rhabditidae
Exons: 15
Coding region: 1-3066 (1021 amino acids)
Biological process (GO): regulation of cytosolic calcium ion concentration; manganese ion transport; calcium ion transmembrane transport
Cellular component (GO): membrane; cation channel complex
Molecular function (GO): inositol 1,4,5 trisphosphate binding; protein binding; store-operated calcium channel activity
Source: RefSeq, a predicted model, not a curated record
AUGUUGUCGGCACAAGGACGUCGAUUCUCUCGUUGUGCUCCAUCACCACGACCAAGAAACAGAAAUCUUCAGAAUAUGCCACCACCUGCGGCAGUUCAUAUCAGAACAAAUGAUAUGAUUAGUCCCGAGGAAAGAAGGUUUCUGGAGGCAGCUGAACUAGGAAAUAAACCAACAUUACAAGAGUUUUUGGACUAUCACGAUGGAGAACGUCGAUUGAAUGUGAACUGCCUUGAUUCAAUGGGUCGAACAGCACUGGAAAUAGCAGUUGAUAAUGAGAAUAUGGAAGUUGUUGAAUUACUUCUUCAACAGCCAGAUAUUCGAAUUGGAAAUGCAUUGUUGUGUGCAAUACGAGAAGGUGUGUAUCGACUUGUUGAAGUGCUCGUUAAUCAUCCCAAUAUCACAAAAGAAAUGCUUGGAGAGGGUUGGACUCAGGCUCUAGAUCCAUCUGAAGCUGCGAGUGCAGAGUAUUCAAGUGAUAUUUCACCGGUUAUACUGGCUGCACAGCUGAAUCAAUUUGAAAUUUUACAAAUGUUGAUUCGAAAAGAUGCGAAGAUUGAUCCGCCACACAACCACAUGUGUAUUUGCGAGACGUGUGAUCGUGAACGUCUUUAUGAUUCACUUCAGUACUCUCUGAAACGGAUAAACACAUAUCGUGCACUUGCAAGUCCUGCGUAUAUGUCCUUAACAAGUUCUGAUCCAAUCAAUGAAGCAUUCAAACUUUCAUGGGAUCUACAAAAAUUGGCGUUCGAAGAACACGAGUUCAAAGAAACUUACCUGCAAUUAUCGGAACAAUGCAAACAAUAUUCAUGUGAUCUUUUGAGUCAAUGUCGAAGUUCAGAAGAAGUUAUUGCAAUUCUAAAUAAAGAUGGAAACAAUAAAGAAGAAAAUAUUGAUGUUUGGGAGAGUAAACUAUCAUUGUCAAGACUGAAACUGGCAAUCAAAUAUGAACAAAAAGCGUUUGUCUCGCAUCCUCAUUGCCAACAACUUCUAACCUCAAUCUGGUAUGAAGGCAUCCCGUAUCGCCAACAAAGUGGAACAUGGGCUAGCUUCUUUCUCUACGCUUUUCUACUCAUCUUUUGGCCUAUUUUCUGUCUUUUGUAUAUUCUGAUGCCAAGAAGUCGAUUGGGUAAACUGGUUCGAUCUCCAUUCAUGAAGUUCUUCUACUAUUCCAUCUCUUUCGCAACAUUUCUAGGAUUACUAACAUGGGCAACAUUUGAAGAUUAUCGAUAUGAAAAAGGAGAAAGAGGCGGAGUAACGCGAGCUUCGGAUCGUGGACCGCCUGCAACAUGGGUGGAAUCACUUGUUUUCACAUGGGUCAUCGGAAUGUUGUGGUCAGAAAUCAAACAAUUAUGGGAAGAAGGAUUCAAGAGAUACAUGAGACAAUGGUGGAAUUGGCUUGAUUUUCUUAUGAUUUGUCUCUAUUUAUGUACUAUUUCAAUCAGACUAAGCGCGUAUUACAUAUUCACAUAUCGUGAGGAUCCAUAUCGAUACACAGUUCGUACACAUUGGUCAUCGGAAGAACCAAUGUUAGUCGCUGAAGCACUGUUUGCUGUUGGAAAUGUUUUUUCCUUUGCUCGAAUCAUUUAUCUCUUCCAAACAAAUCCUUAUUUGGGACCUCUUCAGAUUUCUCUUGGCUGUAUGCUGGUUGAUGUUGCCAAAUUCUGUUUCAUAUUUGUCCUGAUCAUCAGUUCUUUCUCGAUUGGACUUGCUCAACUCUAUUGGUAUUAUGACCCGAAUACAGAUGUAUGUUUACCUGGUGCCACGUGUAAACAGAGUUCAAAUGUAUUCUCCUCGAUUGCUGAUUCAUAUUUAACACUUCUCUGGUCUCUAUUCUCUAUUACAAAGCCAGAAGACACGGAUGUAAUCGAAAAUCAUAAGAUAACACAAUGGGUUGGACAAGGAAUGUUUAUCAUGUAUCAUUGUACAUCUAUAAUUGUACUGCUGAAUAUGCUGAUUGCCAUGAUGUCGCAUUCUUUUCAAAUCAUCAACGAUCAUGCCGAUUUGGAAUGGAAGUUUCAUCGAACAAAACUGUGGAUGGCUCAUUUCGAUGAAGGAUCGAGUCUUCCACCUCCAUUUAAUAUUAUUAUAACUCCAAAAUCACUCGUCAACUUUGCGAACUUUUUGUUGAAUUCCGUGAGAUGGUUACUUGGAAAAUAUACUUAUCAGAAGAACAGGAAUAGAGCUACUAUUCGGCGUCCCGGAUACUCUCGGAAACGAAAUGAAAUGGAAAAAUCAGGAGGGCAAGAUGAUGAAACAGCAAAAGUUCCUCUGACUUAUGCAGAUAUAAUUCAGCGUCUCGUGGCAAGAUUCAUUCAUCAAACAAAGAAAGAAAUGAAAAUGGAUGGAGUCAAUGAGGAUGAUUUACAUGAAAUAAAGCAGGAUAUCAGCAGUUUAAGAUAUGAGCUUCGAGAUGACCGUCGGCGAGAAAUCGUUCGUAGUUCAUCUCAUAUUGACGCAGUGAAAAGAGACAUAAUGCGGACAAUGAGCACGAAUUCAAGAGCUCGAGUAUACGGUGGAAGUAUGAGAUUACCAAAGACACGUCCGUCAGUUGCAGAAGAAUCAGAAGAAGAUGAGAAGAGUGAUGAGACGAGUUCAACCGAUGAAGAGGCAGAUGAAACGAGAUCUCGGAAAUCAUCAGUUCUUUACACACCUCCAGUCAAUUCAACGCUUCCCGGUAUCAUCAGUGAAGAGGCUCCUGUUCGAAAAAAUCAAAAAAGAAGAGCAAGUGAAGCUGAUUCGAAACUGCCAGACAGACCUUUGUCGGAAACAUUUCAAUCGAAUUUUACUCCUAAACUACUUCCCGUGUUCGCUCAGCCUCCACACAGUGCACUUCGUAAAACGGAUACUUCCAUGAGUUUUCCGAUUAAUGGAACAAUUUUGGAGACGUCGGUUGUCAAACCACCUAGAGGUGUUUUAAGAGCAUCUCAAGAGAACUUAACUACAGUUGAGCUGAUGGAAACGUUGAGAAAAGAAAUGAAUGAGAAAUUCGAUCGAUUGAUAAAUGGAAUGGUUGAAGUGAAAAGUCCUGCAUCUCAUAGUCAUGUUGAAUUUAACGUUGAAAAAUGA